Molecule: messenger RNA, 1215 nt
Organism: Carya illinoinensis
Lineage: Eukaryota; Viridiplantae; Streptophyta; Magnoliopsida; Fagales; Juglandaceae
Exons: 3
Coding region: 1-1215 (404 amino acids)
Molecular function (GO): nucleic acid binding; RNA-DNA hybrid ribonuclease activity
Source: RefSeq, a predicted model, not a curated record
AUGGGGAUAUUCCUACUGCCAACCUCGAUCAUAAACAGGCUAAACCAACUUAUAAGAAAAUUCUGGUGGGGAUACAAUGAGGACACCUCAAAGAUUCAGUGGGUAAGGUGGAACCAACUCAGCUACAGCAAAGAGGCGGGUGGUCUUGGAUUUAGAGAUUUCAGAAGCUUCAACCUGGCUUUACUUGCCAAACAAGGAUGGAGGAUUUUACAGAAUCCAUCCUCCUUAGCUGCCAUGGUCUUAAAGCAAAAAUACUUUCCAAAAACUAGUUUCCUAGAUGCAACACUGGGGGCAAGGCCUUCUUUUGCGUGGAGAGGAGUGUGUGCAGGUCUGGAAAUUCUAAGAGAGGGACUAGUGUGGAGAGUGGGUAGUGGGCACAAUAUUAACAUUUGGAAGGACUGGUGGUUAACAUCAUUUCCAUCAAAAAGAGUAGUCUCUACUCGACCAGUGGGCUGUGAGUGUGAAAAGGAGUUGUUCACUGUACAAGAGUAUGAAGCUGUAAAAGCAAUCCCCAUCAGUGCUGGGGGUGGGGAAGAUAGGAUGAUCUGGCACUUCUCCACCAAUGGCCAGUAUUCAGUGAAAAGUGGGUACCAUGUUCACAGGCAAAUGGAGGCUGAUUUUCAGGGGGAGUCUUCAAAAAAAACUCAGGCCAUAGAAGAAGUAUCCAUCUUUAGAGAAUCCCUUGUAACAGACAAAGGAACAAGGAAACAGGCUGGAUCAGCAGGACUUAGGUGGGCCAAACCAAUGCAGAACUCCUACAAGCUCAAUUGGGACGCAACAAUUAGAGCAAAAGAGGGGAGAGUUGGGAUAGGUGUGAUAGUCAGGGACUACCAAGGACAAGUAGUUGGCACUGUAAGAGCUCAAAGACCUUUAAGAGGGACUCCUUUCGAUGGUGAGGCUUAUGGUUUGUUGGUUGCAGCUGAAUUUAGUAGAGACUUGGGGCUGCAACAGGUCUGUUUAGAGGGUGAUGCAAAGCGUGUGGUGGAUGGUUUGCAGAGCAAAGCAAUGGACUGGAGCUUAGGGGGGUGUCUGAUUGAAGAUGCGAAAAGGGUAUUGGAUUCAAGUGUCGACUGGACAGCCUCCCAUGUCCAUAGAGAGGCAAAUAUGGCAGCACACCAGCUUGCAAAAGUGGCUACAGAGAUGGUAGAAGAUGUCUAUGACGUUGAGAGAUGCCCGAGCUGUGUUUUUCAUAUUGUACAUAGGGAGAUGAUGUAG